UGAGUUCAAAGCAGGAGCAAACCCAGUCGUCACGUUAGAGGUUAGAAGCACCGGUAGGCUCUAGGCACCGCAGCUUGACCAGCCGGAUCGCAGACGUGGGUCUUCUGCUCCUGGCAGCUCUUUGCUCCGUCUGCUCCGUUCACAACCGAAACCGUUGUGAAAGGAACAGUUGGCGGCAACGGCUGUGCGAGGUCUACAUCUACACCGUCGGCACCAAGUUUAAAAAAAGACCGAAGAUGGAUGACGCGCACAGCAAGUACUCGUCCAGCUCUGCUACGUGGAAGACCCCCGACGCGGCCAGCUGGCGGCUUCGUCCCGAUGUCUGAGGAGUCGGGGCCAGCAUUUCGGACCUUAAACGGUGACUGUUCAUCAUGGUCGCGGCGCCCAGCACCAGUUCGGGAGAGAUCUUCCGCGUCGUUCUGCUCUGCGUCCUGUGGUACGGCAUCAGUUCGGGCAACAACGUGGUGGGAAAGGUGGUGCUCACCCACUUCCCUUUCCCGCUCACCGUCACCAUGGUGCAGCUGUUCUCCAUCACCGUGCUUUCGGGACCGGCGUUCGCGAUCUGGGGCAUCAGGCCUUACCUGGACCUUCCGUGGACUAAGUACAUGACGUCCAUCGUGCCGCUAGCCUGCGGCAAGUUUGUGAGUUCGCUCAUGUCCCACGUCAGUCUCUGGAAGGUGCCCGUCUCGUAUGCGCACACCGUGAAGGCAACCAUGCCCCUCUUCACGGUGGUGCUGUCCCGCAUCAUUCUCAAGGAGAAGCACAGCUGCACCGUGUACCUGUCUCUCCUGCCGAUCAUUGCGGGCGUGAUGGUGGCGACAGUCACCGAAAUCUCGUUUGACGCCAUGGGCCUUGUGUGCGCCCUGAUUUCCACCGUCGGGUUUGCCCUGCAGAACAUCUACACAAAAAAGGUGAUCAGGGACACGAAGCUGCACUACCUGCGGCUGCUGCACACCUUUGCCAGGCUGGCACUCACCUUCUUCAUUCCCGUCUGGCUCUUGGUGGACGUGCGGAGCUUCGCCAGGGGCCCCGCCCUGUUCCCGCAGGGCGACGCCAUGUUUGUGCUGCUGCUGCUGUUCCUGGACGGGGCCCUUAGCUUCUGCCAGAACCUGGUGGCCUUCACGGUGCUCAACCUGGUGUCGCCGCUCACCUACUCGGUGUGCAACGCCACCAAGCGCAUCUCGGUCAUCACCGUGUCCCUGCUCCUGCUCCACAACCCGGUCACACUGCUCAACGUGCUCGGCAUGCUCACCGCCGUCCUCGGGGUCCUCUGCUACAACAAGGCAAAGUACGACGCUAACAAGGCAGAGCAUGCUGCCGAAGCCAAGCUGCCCACUUCGACCCGGGACCUGAACCCGCUGCUGGAGAGCCUGAACCACCGGCCCAAGGUGGCCAACGGUGUCAACGGCGGGGGGCUGCACCUUUUCACACCCUACCACGACAAGCCAACGGGAGUUUGACGAUGGCCACGUCGUUCCUGGAGCAGCGAAGGCCGUCGCGGCACCGGGUGACUUUGCGCCGGGGAGUGGGGCACCUGUCACGGCCUACAGUCUCCCAUUGGUCCGUGAAUCCAGCAUACGGAAGACAGCGUAGGUCUUAUUGUUGUCGUUCCUAGGGCAGCAAAGACGCCGACGACAUUGAACGACCCCGCACCGGGCGGUGGAGCACCCGGCGUAGUCUACAAUCUUGCACCAGAACGCGAUUCUGGUCUACAGAGGACCGCAUAGGUCUUAUCAGUGUUGUUCAUGGGGCGGCAAAAACGGCGGCAGCAUCGAGCGUCUUCGUGCGGGGGUGGCAGUGGCACGGGGGUGGCACAGCCACGGAUGUGGCGCCGUCACCGGGGUUGCAUCGCCACUGCCAACCGAGAGUAUAGACAACCCAUUGUGGUCUUCUGUCAGACUGGGAAUCUGGUCUCUGGAGUAUAGCCUUUUCUAGCACCGUGGCCCUUCGCGACAGAGGCGACAGAACUCGUAAGGGGUGCGCAACGCGUCUUGCCACAGUUUACAAAGAGGACACAAACGCACGAAAGUACAAAUGGACCGCGCCAAGGUUUUUCUUGGUGUGUCGUGCUUUGAGGUGUUGGGCUGUGGGGUGGGGGGGGAGGGGUAGAGUUGAUGGCACCUGUUUUCGUUGGUAAGGUUUUCGGGCUACGGCUGUAGGAAAGAAAUAUUAGGACGAGAAACCUUUUUGCACCAUUUACUUGGGGAAGUUUGAAGGCGUAAGCAGAUUGGAUUAGAUUGCAUUGUGGUGGCCUAACCCUUCGCGUUGAGUGAUGACAGUUUAGUAGUUUGUUCUAGGCCAGGAAGAAAAAACAAAAACUGGUGAAAUUGGACUGAAAGGUAUUUACGGCAGCAAUACUAUUUCAUUAUUUUUUUUAACUUGGCUCGGAUGUUUUCAUGUAUUCAGUAUUCAGUACGGUUUGUGUCUGGAUCUCCCGAGGGUUGUCUGCCACCGCUAGUAAGAAGAUAGAGAAAAACUAAUGUCACCUGUUGGCUAUAAUCGUGCAUAAAAAUAAACAAAUAAAUUGUGUUUUUAUAAUUCUUUUUUUACGAUUGCAUUUAGGAUGUUUUUUUUCUUUAUCUCGCUAAAGGGAAUAUUAUCUCGCUAAAAAUAUCUCGUACAAUGCAACGCUGCUGCUUAACCCAAAAAGAAACAGUUUUGUACGGAUUUCACGUUGCUCCAGAUUCAUGCCAUGUUUUUUCUUCGUGGGCCCUUUUGAACGCCAGUGUCUUGUGCAGUCUUUUGGGGAGCAUUGCACUGCCUUCUUCUUGGGCUUUCUCGCUUUGGAAGAAAGACUCCAUCUUCUGACGUACAAACGUUCCGUGGUGUUCAGGAGACCGGUGCCAUUGUUUCGGCUCAACUUACCACUUCGAUCCUCUGAUGCUGUUGGUACGAAUAUCAUGUUUUUGGACCAGCUUUCUUUUGCUCGCUCUUAAAUAGAAACUAAAGUAUAGCUUUGUUUUGGUAGGAUUGUAGUGUUCAGGUUGCUUACCUCGGGUGGAUGCAGCAUUCUAAAUGUUGUUCGUCACCUUCCGAGUUGAAAUCUGAGGACCAGUCAGAUUAUUAAGAUUCGGUCUUCUCGUUUCUUCGCAUUGUGUUUAGAAAUGACAAUAUAGUUUGUUGACUGUGUCACGUUGCAUUUAAAAACAAUAUUUUUUGUUGAUUGUGGUUGAGAAGCCACGCAUGAAGACUAUGGUCAUUCAUUAGUCAUUACUUGUUGUGUGUGCAUGUUCUUUUUUGUUUCGUUCGAUUAAACAAAAACGUGCUCGGGAGGCCGUAGCUUUUUGGGAAGGCACUCUCUAUGUAGAUGUAGUGUAAAAUGGAUUCUUCGUUUUAUGAAACCUGGAACCCUGUUUAGGUGCGUAAAAGGAGGUAGAGAAUGGGGAUGCACAAGAAAUGACCCGCACCAAUAAUGGCCCUAGUCUGGAGCGAAGUGCAUUAAUGCCAUCUCGCACGUUCAUCCAUUACUUUUUUCGGCUGCUUUUGAGCUCGCUUUCUUACCUGGUGUCUCGUUUGUUAUGGCCAUUUUAUGUUUGCCAUCUGGUAACAUUGGUACUUUUGAAUUAUCAAAAUUGAUUAAAGGAGACGGUUGUAGAAAAUUGUACAUUGCAGCUUUUAACAGUCUCUGGAGCUCCCUGCUUGUGACAGCAGCGUGAUGUAGUGUUCCACUUUAAAACUUUUUCAAUAUGAAAAAAAAAAAAGGAACAAUGUGACAAAAAUUAAGGUUGUUUUAGUGUUCUAUGCAGUCUAGUUGGGAGCGUUUAUUUUUUUUUCUUCCGGAACUUACACUUAUUGUUUUUCUUUGUUUGCUCAUUAUAUUUAAUCAAUUUCGGCUACUAACAACCGAUGUGACAGUUUCUCCUGGAAAAUAUUUUCAACGCUUGAUGCCCGAGUCGGAUAAAUACUUCAGCUGCGUGGUGUCUCAAAUGACAGACAUACAUUAUAUCUUUUUUUUGUUCCGUCGCUAGAACCACUUAAAUUGGUUGGGGUAUACCCGAGAAUUUUGCUCCACGGGUGGAAAAUGCAACUGAAUUUGUUUUGAUUUCCCAUUUUCAGUGUGCUCGACAGAUAUCUCGUAAACGAAUAUAAUAGCCCCAGUUUGUAUUUUGUUCAGAGGCGUUUCGGGCAUUAAGUGUUUAUGAAGCAAUGUUUAUUUCUAUUGCAUUAGUUGCAAAACCUAACAGAGAGAUUGUUAUUUGCUGCCAUUUGAAGCAUGGCUUACAAAAGCUUUAUUUCACUAUGCUUAUGGCUCUGUUUUGGUGCCCUCGCCAUUUUAAUUGUGGGCCAGGAGAAAUUAUCAUAUGCACUAAGUAGAUUAGAUUUUUGUUGCUUCUGCCUUUGGUGGUGCAUUUUGGCUUUACUAACCUAAUUUAUUACUUUAAUUAAGAAAUUUGUGCCAGUGUUGCGAGUGUCUGGCUAUGUUCCAUACACUAUCAAAAAAACUUUGACCUGUGAUUCUGUUGAGUGUGAUUGAUUGUUAAAAGUGUGAUUACAACAUUUUAGAAAUGUCACUAUUGCCUUUUCCUUUUGUUUGUGGGUGCACAUGUGGAAUAUUUUUGUGCUUAUUUUGCAAUGCUUAUAUGAACCACUACCUAUACAUAUGUUUGUUCUUGCCCAUGUGAUUUUUUUGUAUGUUGCAGAGGGUUAGGACUUCCUAGCAAGACUGGCUGCUCCAUUCCAGCAGUAAUGAUAGUUUUGAGGUGCAUUUAUGCUUGUUUAUUUUUUUAAUUCAUGCAAAUGUGAUGGAACAAUGCAAAGUGAUUCUCUCAGUUUUGUUUUCUAUAUUUAUGGACGUAAUUUAAAGCCAUUUUCGGUGUUAAUACACUUUUAGAAAGUGAAAUAGCCAUUAAUACAGGGUGUUUAAUUUUAAUUAGAACAGAUAAAAAAGAUAGUGGCUGUGGGUUAAAGGAGUUCUGUCUAUGGUAAUGGUUCUUGAGAUGUUAGUAUCAAAUUUCUCGUUUUUUUGCUCAAUCUUAAAUUUGUGCUCAACAGGAGUGUCCCAAGCCCUGCCCUCAAUGAUGUUAUGAAGAGUGAUGUUGUCGUCUCGAUCAUGUCGUCACUAUUUCGGCAGUGCGUCCUUGGUGGGUGCACCGACGACACUAGUGACGAUGUGACUGAAACGACUACGUCACUCUUUCAAGCGUCAUUGUGAGCAAGGUUUGCAGCGUUUUUUUUUAGCUCAAUUUUUAAAUCGUGCGAGAAAACGUUAAAUUUGAUAGAUUAAUAUUGCUACAACAAUUACUUUUUUUAUAAAUGCUUUAAAUUAGUCUGGCCUCUAAUGGUAAUUGGCAUCAGUACUGCAAUUUCAUCAUGACUGCUAAAACUAAUAAUUAAAAAGUUGGGUAAGAGAUUUUAGUUAAUUAGUAAACUUACCGUGACGAUUAUCCCCUCAGCUAAUGUCCACUGAACCUGGUAAAUACAUGGUGAAGACAGAACUUGUCUGACUCUCACCCCCUAUUUUUAAAAAAGUCGGUUCAAAUUAAAAUUAAAUUUCCUGUAUGUUACAUGCAAGGGGAAAAAACGGCAGCCUUUAUCAUUAAAGAAGGGGGUUGUGGAGUAACUUUUUAAAUUGAACAUAUCACAUUCUGAUCACCCGUAUUUAGUCUAGUUGAAAAGUGUCUUAAGAGCUCCAGCAAAAUUUGGAUAUCAGUUGACUUGCCACAAAAUCGGUCUAACUCACCAAUAGGCACGGGUGAACCAGGAGCUCAAAAUUAUAUAUUGAAAUCAUUUGUUUUCGCGAAGGCCCGAAUUUUCAAGUUUGGUCCUCACCGCCUUUUCGAAUGGAAGGUUCCUACUGGGAACACUGACUACAAACCUGGGUAGCGGUUCACUAUUUGAAAAUGAGAACUUGUUCCCGAGGGAUUGCAAGAGGUUUGGUUGUGGUGCGAAAUGUACUUUGGGGAAGCUCACUCCAGACCCUCGCUCAGCAGCGUGAAACAAAUGCGCGACAUCUCGAUCUUGUAAGUUUCCCAACGCGGGACUUCACAUCACUAAGAAUUGUGGGAAAAGCUUAGCAUCCCAUUUGUUUGCCAAUGUCUUGAUAGCUAUUUUGAAUUGAGAGAUGCUUUUUCUGCGCGCGAUCGGUUUAGUUGGUGAUAGCAAACGCAAAAAUAAAGCAAACCUCGAACGAAAAGGAAGAUGCUGGCAAACUCAACUUUCAUUCAUUUUCUUCGCACGUUUAAUUUCGAUCGUAAAGAAGAAGAAAAAUACUGCGGGCCUUUCCGAAAUGUCACUUCGGGGCUGUAGCCUCGAGUCUGGAACCUCCGAUUGUUGAACCUUUCACGUAGUUUAUCUCCGUUAGCGUUUGGUACGUGAUCUUCGCCUUCCGAUUUCUAGACAUUUUGUUGCUUGCAUGUGCAUUCUUCCUCGCUCGUGUCAUUAGAAAAUGUCGCAACUAGGUUACGGUCGUUUGCAGGUUAAGAAUGGCGCCAGACCAGCUCCUUCCACAUAGUCCUUCUCCCUUUCCACUUUAGCAGAGUGGACGCUGGAGAGGACGAAGAUCUUUUUGGAAGGGGCUUCUCUUCCCCCUUUCGUGUUGCAACAGACUACGCGCACGUGGCACAUCUGCACCUUCCAUCGCACAUUCCCGUGAUCCAGUGCUCUCUGCAUUCCACCUGUGCUUUCUCGAUUGGAGAUUAUUUAAGAGCAGUUUAUUUCGAGAAGGGAGCGCGACUCUGUAAAGCUAUCUAUUUACUUUGGCUGGGUUUCUUUUGUGCCGCCAGAUCGCAUACGUAACCUCCUUGCUUUGCACAAUUCCUCUUCAUUUUAUUGUACGUGCCUUCCAAGAAGAACCACACGCAUUUUCUAUGGGGAAAUUUUCACUUCCGUACUGUCCCUUUUAUUAUGUGGAAAAGGGUACACGCCCGAAUCCUGUUUUUAUUGGAAUAAAGUUGUCCAACUUUAUGAACCCCCUU
Ixodes scapularis (black-legged tick) is the source of this 6914-nucleotide messenger RNA. Its product is annotated as solute carrier family 35 member E1 homolog. The record is from RefSeq and is a predicted model, not a curated record. The coding region runs from base 372 to 1460 and encodes 362 amino acids. Gene Ontology annotation, cellular component: Golgi apparatus. The transcript has 6 exons. Lineage: Eukaryota; Metazoa; Arthropoda; Arachnida; Ixodida; Ixodidae. Gene Ontology annotation, molecular function: antiporter activity.